This is a messenger RNA of Biomphalaria glabrata, 3749 nucleotides long. Its product is annotated as ATP-dependent Clp protease ATP-binding subunit clpX-like, mitochondrial. The transcript has 12 exons. The coding region runs from base 169 to 2025 and encodes 618 amino acids. Gene Ontology annotation, molecular function: ATP binding; ATP hydrolysis activity; zinc ion binding. Gene Ontology annotation, cellular component: mitochondrial matrix. Lineage: Eukaryota; Metazoa; Mollusca; Gastropoda; Planorbidae. Gene Ontology annotation, biological process: proteolysis; protein catabolic process. The record is from RefSeq and is a predicted model, not a curated record.
GCAAUUUACCCAGAUCUAGUUUAAAAGCUGGAUUACAUUCUAGCAGUCAAAGACGUCAAAGUUUACCUUGAACCGGAAAUAAACAUUGUAAACAAAAUUUCUCCCAAGACUUCUUCAGUACUUGCUAUGUGAGUAACAGUUGGUUUUAAUCUAUUCAAUUGUUUAAACAUGUCUAAUGCAGCACGUUAUGGAAGAAUAGUAUUUAGGCAUGUAAAAAGUCAUUCAAGAAGUGGUGUUCUUUUUCUUCGGCCUAAACCCACCUAUUGCAGAGACUCACAACACCCUUCAAUAUCAGCAUUUGUGCUGUGUCGUUUAUCGUCCAGUACAACUACCUCUGGCAGCUCAGGCAGUGGAGGAGAUGAGGUGACAGAAGAUAAAAAGCCAAAAAGCACUAGCACAACAAGCAAUGGGAAAGGAGGUGAUAAGGGCAAAGGAGGCAAAAAGGGAUCUUCUCAGCUCUGCUGCCCAAAAUGUGGUGACCCUUGCACCCAUGUGGAAACUUUUGUUUCCUCUACACGUUUCGUCAAAUGUGAAAAAUGCCAUCACUUUUUCGUAGUUUUGUCAGAAACAGAUUCAAAGAAAAGUUUUAAGGAGUACAGAGAAGAGAAGAUAAAUCAAAGGAAAAAGUCACCACCACCUCCUAAAAAGAUAUUCGAGUUCUUGGAUCGCUAUGUUGUUGGACAGGACCAUGCUAAAAAAGUUCUAUCUGUGGCUGUCUAUAACCAUUACAAAAGAAUUUAUCAUAACUUGCCCCAAAGUGGCACUAAUGGCAACCAAAAGCAGAGUGAUUCCUCCAUGUCCCAGUCAGGCCAGCACUAUCCUCACACUUUCUCACCAAGAAGUGCAGACCUACUUCAGUCUGCUGUAACAGGACCCCUUGGUCCAUCUUUAGGUGGCCAGCAAACACAGUCUCCAAUGACUGGGGAAGAAGUGACCAAGAAAUCAGAUAUAUUAGAUUCUGGUGUACAUGAACUGCAGUUGGAGAAAAGUAACAUCCUAAUGCUUGGCCCAACAGGAUCAGGCAAAACACUUUUAGCUCAGACCUUGGCUCGAUGUCUUGAUGUUCCCUUUGCUAUUUGUGACUGUACCACUUUGACCCAGGCUGGCUAUGUAGGUGAAGAUAUAGAGAGUGUUAUAGCUAAACUUCUUCAGGAUGCCAACUACAAUAUAGAAAAAGCACAGCAAGGUAUAGUAUUUCUAGAUGAAGUAGAUAAAAUUGGGUCAGUGCCUGGCAUACACCAGCUGAGAGAUGUGGGGGGUGAAGGUGUUCAACAAGGAAUGCUUAAAAUGCUUGAAGGAACUAUAGUGAAUGUCCCUGAAAGAAACUCUCGCAAGCUUCGAGGAGAAACAGUGCAAGUGGAUACAACUAACAUCCUUUUUGUGGCGUCUGGUGCAUUUAAUGGUCUUGAUCGUAUCAUUAGCAGAAGGAAAAACGAAAAGUAUUUAGGUUUUGGAACUCAAAGGUCAACAAAUGAAGGCCGCAGAGCAGCUUCAGAAGCUGAUGUCAAAAGCCAAAGUGAAAGUUCCAAUGCUGCUCUGGACAAUGAGGAAAGAGAUGCAUUGUUGAAACAAGUGGAAGCAAGAGACAUGAUUGAGUUUGGUAUGAUACCAGAGUUUGUUGGCCGUUUGCCAGUUGUUGUACCAUUCCACAGUCUAACAGAAGAUAUGUUGAUGAGAAUUCUGAUUGAGCCUAGAAAUGCCUUAGUUCCUCAGUACCAAGCACUUUUUAGCAUGGACAAAAUUCACUUGGAUGUCAAAGAUGAUGCUAAAAGAGCUAUUGCACAUUUGGCACUGGAGAGGAAAACUGGAGCUCGAGGCUUGAGGGCAAUUAUGGAAAGUAUUUUGCUGGACGCCAUGUUUGAAGUUCCUGGCUCAGAUAUUACAACUGUGAUAAUCAAUGAGAAGGUAGUGAAGGGCGAGGAGUCGGCAGUUUACAUCAGGUCACCUCAUCUCAAUAAUGAUGAUAGAGACACAGAUGACCACACCUGUGAGGAUGAAGAGGAAAUGAAAAUGAGGCAGUUGUAAUCAGGUCAAGCUGUUUUAUAUGUCAAACAGAGACGAGGUUUCUCUCACGAAGCAGAUACUUGACACUUUACAAACUGAAGAAAUAUAUUUCAUGAAGAAUUUUUUAAAUAGAAAAAAAACAACACUAAUAACAUUUUAUUGUUUUAUAGUCAUUCACAUUCUUUGUAAACAAUUAGAAAACAUUGACAACAAAUGACAGGAAAUAGUGCAUGGUAAAUAUAAUUGAUCAUUUGUAAGUUUAUAAAGAAUGAUUUCAUUAUUUUGGUGGCUCAUCUUUUUAACUGUAUGAUAUCUUUUCAACAUUGAGCCUCAAUGGCUUCAGUUUUUCAGUCUUCAAAGUUUUAAUUCUCCUAAUUCAAAAGUAUUAACAAGGUUAGUAAAACAGUGAAAUAUCUUGUAUUGGAUUACAACUUAAAACUUUAAAAUAGUAAACAAUAGAUCUCUGCAUAGCAUCAUUUUUUGUCUUUUAUUUUUUUUCAUUGAUAUCAGUUUUAUAAUAAAAAAAAAAUUCAACAAGAAAAUAUUUUAAUACAAAAUUUAUAUUGAGCUCAUUCCCCACCCCCCACCCCUAAACAUUACUCCAUUGUUAUAUUUUUAUAAUUUUCUAGUAUUUCUAAGCAACAUUUAAUACAGCACUUCUCAAGACUUCAAUUCUUAGUGCCCUAGUCUCGAAUCACUGAGAUUUGUCGUUAUAGUAAUUUGUCCCUCACUAUUUGUUUCUUCUAACAAAAAAAAAAACUGUUUUAAUGCUUACUGAUUUUAUGUUUUUUAUUUUUACUCACUCAUGUUUUUAGUCAUUACCUGUGUUAUUUUAAUUUAUUCCAACUUUCAUCUCUCUUGGGAUCGCUGUGGGGUUACUUUUCUGACACUCUUUUUUUUUCUUCAGAUAUUUAAAGCUUAUUUUAUUUCUACUAUAUGUAUUCCUUAAACCCUUAAUAGUUUUUUGUUAUAAUGUCUGAAAUUCACGUUCAGUUCUAACCUUUUUUAAAUGAUGUUAACAUUAUGUAGAUGUCUCAUACAAAUACUAAAGUAUUCACUCAAUGCUUGUAUUUCUGAGAUACACCUUGUGGAUUAAUAGAAUUGAUUGGUCAGUGUUUCCCAAACUGUGUUCCGCAGAACCCUAGUGUUCCAUGAGGUCUGAAUAGGUCUGAGUGAACUAGUAGACUAUCAUGUCAGUUAAUCUCUCUAAAAAAAUAAGCAAAAUGUUUCGUUAUAUAGUCAGAAUGUGCGAAGUGUUCCAUUAAAGAAAAAGUUUGGGAAACACUGGGUUAGGUAAAUCUAGGAUGUAUCCUUUCAAUAAAAAAGUUACUAUGACUUGUGGUCUAAAGGAAUGUUUGGGUAAAUAUAUUCAAUAUCCUUCCACUAAAAAAGGUGUACUUUACUUUUGAAGGUCUGAAGUAGUUAGGAUCCCAGUUUUUAUUUAACCAGUGUUCUUGUUUCAGUCUCUACAAAGAUGUCUUAGUUCAUUAUGUUUUGUUUUGUUCUAUACCAUUUGUGUUACUUCAGAAAUGUUCCGUUUAAAAUGAUUAAAUGUGGUUUAAUAUUUUAUGAUAUUCUAUUCAGGCAAGGAGAAUGAUAAGCCUAAAUGGCUAAUUGUACAAUAUUUUUUUCAUGAAUUAAUCAUCAGUUUACUUUGAACUGCUGUCAUUUUGCUGCAGACUGCAAACAACCCUUGUAUACGUUAUGUAUUGUAAAUGUCUCUAAUAAACAAACAAAUAUCUCAA